UGCAAGAUUAUUUGUGAUUUUAGCAUGGUAGACUAAGGUACAACGUCGCUCGCACGCACGUUCGUUCGUUCGCUAGCUCGUUUCGUCGUAGUCUCGUCGUUGUUGAAGCAAGCAACCAAAAAUUUUGUGUGUAAAGCAUUACAGUUAGUAGCACGACACAUUAGCCUAGCUAGCUGUCAGUAAAAUAUGACAACGCGCGUAUAUUCUGCAUUCCAAAAAACGCGGCAGCAUUGAAGUUAAAUGUGUAGAAAAAGUUAACAUUUUGGAGAAGAAAUUCAAUGAAUUAUUCAGUACCUUAUCUGACUGUAGCAGCAGAGUUUUGAAAAAACUAAGUGAAGUAUAAGUUUGAAAACAUUGUUAAAGUGGAAAUUUUUACCGCUCGAGUAACAAAACCAGUGCAUGCAAACUAGCAAGCCAGUGAGAACAACGAACUUUGUAUGGAAUAUUAUUUGACUACCAGUAUUUAAGUAUUACCCUUAUUAACAAAAUAAACUAGUGCAAUUUGCUGUUAGUUCAGAAGACUUACCACUCGUUCUUAAUCGAAGGAAACAAAAAAAACGCGCUAUUCGCCAAUCAAUCAUAAAUUAAGGAGCAAACCAAAGUCAGGUGUAAAAAAAUUGACAACAAACAAAAAGUAAAUGCAAGCGCCACUAUAAUAAUGAGAAAUUGUCAAUAACAACAAUAACAAGAACAAUCAUCAAAACAUUAGUAGUGGACAAUUAAGACAACAUAACACAAAAGGAACAGAAAGUAUUAUUAAAAGAGUUAUACAAAAUCAAGAAAGAUAAAUAAAAACACUCUGUGGCAGCAAGAAGAAACCACAAAUCACUAAUUCUAAUUAACAAUUUAUGACUUCUUGUGAACAAGAAAAUAGUGAGCAACAAGAAGCAAAGUCAGAAGCCAUAGCAUCAGAAGCAACAGGAGUGCAGGCAUCCAGUAACUAACUUAAGGAGCAGUGGCAUAGAAAUUUUCGUUAUUUGCCAAACAAUAAUGUGCACUGAGAUCAAUUCAGCAAUGGGUCUUCAAGCUACUGCCGCCACCAAGCGGAAACAUGAGAUAACCUUCGAUGGCAAACAGGCCAACACAUAUACCAACAGUCCGCCUCCCCUUAAAACAGGCAAAUGGUCAAUUAAUAAUAACAACUACAUCGAAGCCAUUGAGGAGCAGCAACAGCAACUAAAUGGCAUCAGUAUAAAAGAUGCAACCGCCAGCAUGCGAACCUUAACGAACGGCUCCUCAGACGCCCUAAAGGACACCACAGUGAUCAACAACAACGCAAAUGGCAACAUUAGUGGUAACGGGAGCAACAGCAGCAAUACGGGGAUCCUUAAUAGUAUUAGCAAUGGUAAAGAAGUUACUAAAACCGCUGACUCAAACACACCACACCCAGUGGUACCGUCAGCGACAGGCUUCACAACCUCGAGCUCUACAAGUUUGCCAUCAGUGGUCGCAUCGUUGUUGCCAAUGGCCAGAGAGAUAACCGCUACAACGCCAUUACCUCCCACUUCCACCACCCCCGUCCCAGAAGACAGUAUUGCAAAGUUGGAAGAGGUUGCUGCUGUACCCUGCUGUGAGCCAUGGACUAACUCAGCCACAGAGCCUGUCGAUUGCAUUUCGAAACUGCAAGCUGUCGCAGUACCGAGUGACCCAUGGGGUAGUAUUGCGACACGCUCAACGUUAGCUACAACGCUACUGAGUGCCGACGAGUUGGACGAUGAUGAUGACGAUUUUGAAGAUGACUACGAGGAGGAGGAGAGUAUAAUACCUACUUACUGUCCCUUGCGAUAUCACUCAUUUCCGCCACCGCCUCCAACACCUACGUCCCCGCAUCAGCAACAGCGACUCGGCAGCUAUGCGCCUGCACCGCUUGGUUACGGCUCGCGGCCCAACUACUACUCAGAGCCAUACCCGCAGCAGAAUUGUUCGCGCACUGGUAGCCUGCAGCAUAUGCGCAUGCCUGGCGGUAAUGGUUUCACGCAAUGGCAGAGCGCCGUUGGAGGGCUGGCUAGUGGCGGCCAGCAAUUUUAUGUGGCGCCAGAGGCGGCCUACCCACCACCCCAGCAGCAGCCCCCGCAGCCACCACAACAGCAGCAAACAAUUCGCUGUGCCGAGAACGGAAAAUCGUAUCUGGAGCUGGGCUGCAGCAGUCCUGUGUCCAAUGUGAACAGCGUUAACACCGCAAGCGUCGUACCACCACCUCCCUUUGGCAAUUUACAUGUGGCCGCCGCUAAUCUCGAUGCGCGCCACCCACUCAAGCGCUGCUGUGAUGGUCGGGGUGCCUGGUGUAAUACAAACAAGAAUUGCUACAAGGAUCUGCGUCUGAAGAUACGAAAUCUUUCCAUGUUCAAGCUGUCGCGUUUUCGCCAGGUAUCCGAGCAGUCGCUCUACCGAUCGGUACUAAUCUGCAAUACCCUCAAGCGGAUCGAUCGCGAAAUCGAAACGGAAGCUAAGGAGAUGCAUCAAGCAGCAGCGCAGGCGGCCGCCGCCCAGCAGCAUCACUACCAUCAGCAUCUGCAUCCACCGCAUCAUCUGCAGCAUCAUUUGGGUCCGCAGCAGCCGCCGCAACAAUUGCUAGUCCCACAGCAGCCGCACACAAUGCUGCAUCAACAGCACCAGGACUAUGCGCCGCCCGUUAUGAACUGCGCUCGCCUGUCUAACAUGGACUAUCAGGUGCAACACCAGCCGCCAUCGCUGCUGCAACAGCAGCCCACGCAACACUUUUCCCAGCAUGUGCCGCAAUACCAGAAUCAGCCCGAGCGACUCGACACGCCACCACCAUACUUGAGCGUACAACCGCAGCAGAUACAAAAGCUCGGCGGUGGCUUUGCGCUUAGCAAUAGUCUUACUAGUAUCAACAUGAACAACUGUGAUUCCCCAACAUUAUCGGCGACAUCUCCGCCCGCGACGCUGCAUCCUUAUGAUCACUACCCCUUCCGGGAAUCGCAGUCCGGUCGCGCUACGCCAUUUCCCUGUCAGCCAGCAAUGUCGCCCGCACCACCAUCACCAACACCAACGCAAUCUGCGGCGCAAACGCAGCAGUCCGUAGUCGUAGAAACAUUAAUUGCACCCAGCACAGAAAAUGCGCCAACCAACAAUGUUGUUUCCACGGCGACGGCGACAAAUGCAUCUAGCAACGUACUCACAACGCCGCUUACAACCACAACAACGUCCGUCGUCAGUACCACCGACAGCAGUGACUCUGGCUACGCGGAUGACGAUUCCACACGCUCCAUCAACUGGAGUUCGGUGCUUAGUUUAUCUUCCCAGUCCGCGCUCGAUCCGCUCAACAGCAAUGACCUCUUCGCCAUUUUGCCGCCUGCAUUGUCGAUAACCAACCCAGCCACCGCCACGCCAGUGCCUGUCACAGCAGCGACAAGCGUCAGCGUAGCGGACAUCACAGCCCAACCGCCUGCAGUCACAAUCAGCGGCAGCUUCACCACCGUGCAAUCAACAACCGCCUCGAGUACGAGCGCCAGCGCUUCAGCUCCUAGCAACAGCAACAACAUCGCUGCAUUCAACACAUGUACCUCUUCCUCGACAGCCACUUUCACAACGCUCUCAACCAUCUCAUCGGCGACGCAUUCGCUCACCUCUUCUUAUGUGAGUAGUAUGAGCGCCAAUGCGGCAGCUGCAUCAGCUUCUUCCACAUGGGAAUAUGGAUUCCUCGACAUGGAAUUUGGUUUGGGUUCUGAAUUUACCGAACUGGUGCCCAGCUGCAAGUUAAGCUCAGAUGAACUCUUCAAAAGCAGCCUAACGCCUGUGGUGGCAGCGUCGCGUUAUUCCUCCAUGCACGACAAUGAGCUAGAACAACCCGCGCACAUUAUGGUCGGCAGUUAGUAUCAAUUGUAAGGCAAUGGUACAAUGCAGGAGACGUGGUGCCACGCGCUGUUCUACUCUGACGGCGUGCGGUACUGCAAUGCUAAUAGGUGGCCUUGCUGGUGUUUGUGACUGCUAAUAGCGCAAGGUGCUUGGCACAGUUGGAGCGCAUGGGAGAGAUGGUGGAAGCAGCCGCACUGACGCUGAUCCAACUAAGGCAGCACAGCAAGCAGAGAAAACACAACAGCCAAUUAAAUGUUAUACUAUUUUUAUGAAAGUUCCAUGUUGGAAUAAAAAAGGCAGUCAUAGGACGGUUCGUCAGCAAAUUGUUAUUGUAAAACAGUAUGCCCUUUGUAUUAUACAAUUUAGUUGCAACUAAAUAAGUUCUCUUAAGUGUUAAAUGCUCAGGUUGUGAACUUUACGUUUCGAAAGCCCUUGGAAAUUGUGUGUUCAGCAAGUGGAGAGCCAGAAAUAAAGCAUGCUGGGCUGCGUAAUUCGUAAGAAAUUUAUUCGAAGUUCUUUUCUACCUUAACGCGUACUUGCGCAUGAAUUAAUGGUCCUGAAGCGUAAAAACGUACUUAAAGAAGUAUCGAAAUAAAAAGACAAUUUCAAAUGACCUUCUAACUAUAUUUUAUUUAACUAUUUUUACCAAAAAUUUUAAACGUCACGAAUUAUGCUAUAUGCUAUAUAGCAUUUUAUUCUUUUUGAAAUCGUAAUUAAUUUGAAUGAAAACUUGUAAUAGUUGCGAAAAUUUGAAACUUUGUUUAAUUUUUUAAAUGAUAAAUUUCUUUCGAAUUGUGCAUCCAACCCCUUCAGGAUUCGAGCUUUCAUUGAACGAAAAAAAAUUUAUGAAAGAUUCAAUUAUAAAAGUAUAUACGUAUGUACAUAAAUAAUAUUGACUGUUUUCUGCAACACCACGCAUUACAUAGUAAAUUUCUGUAUACAUCAGGUGCUAUAAAAAAAACAGUUAAUAUUCAUUUAAUAUACAUAAAUAUUCUUUCAUUUUGCAUUCUAACAACAAAACCAAAGUAAAAAUUCUUAAAUCCCACAACUAAGUUAAUGUGUAGUAUGUGUCUGCGCACUUCAUAGACACAUGCAACACUAUAACUUUAUAAUUUUAAAAUUUUAAUUGGUUUAACUUUAGUGCAAUUUUAAUUUCACACACAAACGCACACGCAAUUAUCCUACUUUAUAAACAUUUGUUAACUUUUUGCCAAUUUUUCCUCCAAACCGUAAAAUCGUAUCUUAAAAUGUAUUACUCAAGGCACAAAAGUAAAACUAGCUGAAUUCUAAAUUGUAUAUACUUUUUAUCUACAUAUAUAUAUGUAGUGAAUUCGAAAAUAUAUACUUCAGAUAUUUGCAUCAUAUGUACAUACUUAUAGGUUAGGUCUUUGGUAUGUACAUAAAUCAUUUUUACGUAACUCUUAAUUAAUAGCUGCAAUUACGUAAGAUUAAAAAAAGUUAGAACUCUAAAAUAAGAACAAAAUUUUUAAACUAAUACCACUAAUCGAGAUGAGAGGAAAUGAAAUAAACUACAAAAGUAUUUAUAAAAUUAUAAAUCAUAUGUGAAAGUUAUGUAAUUGUAGACAAUUCAUUAACUGUAGAUAUAAAGACAAUUCCUUAUACAUGUACAUAUAUAGAUACAUACUGUGCGUAAAAAAAAAGUAUGGAACAAAUUUCAUGCUGGUGAAGCAAAUGAUUAUUAUUAUUACUGUAUUCUGUAAUUUAGACAUAAGUAUUAGUAUUUUUAUUUAUAAAUGGAGCAAAAGUUUAAAACAUGUUUUAUAGAAAAAAAUCACAAAAUGUAGUGAAGAAACACGAACAAAGCAAAUAUAUGAGAAAUUUGUUUUUAAAAUUUAA
Rhagoletis pomonella (apple maggot) is the source of this 5676-nucleotide messenger RNA. RefSeq lists its product as uncharacterized. The record is from RefSeq and is a predicted model, not a curated record. NCBI's taxonomy places the organism in Eukaryota, Metazoa, Arthropoda, Insecta, Diptera, Tephritidae. Gene Ontology annotation, cellular component: nucleus. Gene Ontology annotation, molecular function: transcription regulator activity.